AUGGAGCAGGAGCUCCUCCAGCUGCUCGCAGCGACCCAGUCCCCCGCAGCACCGACUCGCCAAUCCGCAGAGCUACAACUGCUGCAGCUCUACUCCAACGAGGCCUUCCCGCUGUCUCUCGCGACAAUUGCUGCCCACGACUCCGUUGAUGCUGCACUUCGCCAGUCCGCCAUCUCCGUGCUUCGAACCUUUAUUGUAGCAUCAUGGUCGCCCCUCCUCGACGAGUUCAAAGGCCGCGUCUGGGUGAACGACGCGAACAAAGCAAAUUUGCGUAACGCCCUCCUCAAUCUCGCGACUACCGCAGAGACAAACCGCAGGAUCAAAGCCGCCGCAAGUUAUGCUGUCAGUAAGAUUGCCGCCGCCGACUUUCCCGAAGAAUGGCCGGAGCUUCUUCCAUCAUUACUUCAUAUUAUCAACGACCCCAACAGCAGCGAUGGGGCUCUUCAUGGCGCAUUGAAGGUUUUGCUAGAUUUGGUGGACACGGGCUUCAGCGAAGAACAAUUCUUCAGUAUUGCCCGAGACUUGGUGUCGACUCUCUUCACCGUUGCGACCAAUGAAUCGCGAAAAACAAUUAUCCGAGCCCUCGCUAUCUCCGUCUUCCGGUCAUGUUUUGAUACCUUAGAAAUGGUCCUUGAGCAGCACAAGGCUGCUGUUAAGCAGUUCAUGGACGAAGCACUGAGUGGAUGGUCGCCAUUUUUCUUGUCGGUUAUGAAGCUGCCCUUGCCACAGCGCCCAACGGAGGAGGAAGAGUCAAAGGAUACCGAAGUUCCGUCCCAAUGGAGAGGAGUCAUUGCAUUGAAAUUGCAAGCAGUCAAGACGGUUAUGAAAAUCCGUAUGGUCUUCCCUACGCUAUUGACGACACAGAGCCCACAGCUGUUCACCACCCUUUGGGAAGAAUUGUCAAACAUCCAGGGCCACUACUUUGAAAUGUUUGUACAGGACGAGCGACAGGGAAGACUUGAAGAUACGGAUGGUUUACCUUACACACUUGACUUCCUCGUACUAGAAGAGAUCGAUUUGAUGCAGGCCUUGAUUAAGGCUCCUCCUGUAAAGGCCGAGUUGCAGGCACAGCUACAAAACGCCAAUGAAGCGGCAACAACUUCUGGGUGGCUUCCUGAGAUUAUCAAGCUAGCCGCGACUUAUGCCCAAAUCACCACAGAGGAGGAGGGUAUUUGGGAAAUCGAUGUCAACCUCUUCUUGUCGGAAGAAACGUCCGUAACGGCUAACUACACGCCGAGAACUUGUGGAGGUGAUUUAAUAAUCAAGCUCGGGGAAUGGUUGAAAGUCACAGUCGUUCAGGCAUUGGUUGUUUAUAUCAACAAUCUCUUCGCCGACGCCUCCUCAACGUGGAAAACCCGAGAGGCUGCAUUGUUCAUUCUCAAUCAGCUGCUUCGAGACUUCAACGAGGUCGAGCAGCAAAUCCCAUUGGAUGUGGCCUCCAGCUUCACGAACAGUAUCCAAUUUGCUCUCCAGAAUGAGCAAGAUUACCUACGUGCCCGAGGAUAUUUAGUCGCAGGUGUCCUUGCUCAAACGGCCGGUGCAGACUUUCAACCGAUCGCAGCCAGCUACCUGGAAGCCACGAUGAAAGCUAUAUCGCAGGAUUCUUCAGAAGUUGUCCAGGUUGCCUGCAUCCGAGUCUUGCAAGAUCUGCUGCCGGCUCUUCCAUCCUCAACCACACAGCCCAUGCAAAUACCAAUAAUCAGCUCAAUAUCCGAGUUCAUAGCAGCCCAUGAUCUGAGAGAGGGCACCGAUAAUGAUGAUCUCAAGGUAACACUGGCGGAAACACUUCGUGACACUAUUAUGAUUGAACCUAAAGUGGUCCUGGACUCUCCUGCCUUGGAUGUGCUCUUCAAUGUGGCCAGUAACGGAGCGGAAAAUUUCCAUCUGGUCAUGGUGGUCACCGAGACGUUUGAGGAUAUUGUGCAAUACGUAUCACAACAGGGCGCAGAUGCUUAUGUUCGAUUGUGCGAGAAGGUGCUUCCAUCAUUGACAGGCGCUAUUGAUGUUGGCAACAUUACGGAAGAGGGCGCACUCACUGUUCUGGCAGCUGACUUGCUACGAGCCUUGGCGGAUCAUGGCUCAGAGCCUUUACCAAACGGAUUCGUUGCGACCGUGAUGCCAAAGUUGAGCCGGCUUUUACUUGAAGGCAACGAUAGCGAACUCGUUCGCGCUGCCACGCUAGCAGUAUGCCACAUCUUGUCUCAUGACUUCAACCAGUUUCUUGCUUGGCGCGAACCGCAGUCUGGCAAGGAUGCUAUUGAAACGGUGCUGUUGAUUAUCGACCAUCUUUUGAGCCCCAACAUUGAUGACGUCGCUGCCGCAGAGGUGGGCUCACUGGCUGCUGUGUUGGUUGAGAAGGCAGGUUCUGAGAAACUUGGUCCUUACCUGCCGCAGUUGCUUCAAGCUGUGGCACAGCGUCUAGCUACAGCUCAACAAGCUCAGUUUAUUCAGAGUUUAAUUCUUGUUUUUGCACGCCUGACUUUGAUUAGCGCUCGAGAAGUUAUUGACUUUUUGGCACAACUUAAUCUUGAUGGACAGAGUGGACUCAACGUCGUGUUGAGCAAGUGGUUAGAGAACUCGGUCAACUUUGCAGGGUAUGAUGAAAUCAAACAGAACAUUAUCGCUCUAUGCAAGCUAUACAAUCUGGAAGACCCUCGUGUGGCACAGGUUCAGGUCAAGGGCGACCUCAUCAUUCAAGAGACUGGGCGGAUCAAGACGCGAUCCCAGGCCCGUCAAAACCCCGAUCAAUUCACGACUGUGUCGGCCAAUUUAAAGAUUGUGAAGGUUCUUGUGGAGGAACUGGCAGGAGCUUCUGGCAACAAGGAGAUCGACGCAGCAACGGCUGCAGCACUUGAAGAAGCAGACAGCGAGGAUGAUGAGUGGGAAGACCUGCCCAGCAAUACAUUGGAUCUUGGGCUGGGAGUCACAAAACAAGAAUUGAUGUCAUUCGGCGAAGGAGGCACAGAGGGCUCCUUUGCCGUUCGGAAGCGCGAUGACGAGACCCAAGCACUUUUGUUACAGUUUUUCCAAGAGGUGUCCGCUAAACCUGGAUUCCAGGAACUAUUUGCGGCCCUAACGCCUGCCGAACAGGACAAGCUGAGGAGCUUGGGUUAG
Messenger RNA from Talaromyces marneffei, 3114 nucleotides. RefSeq lists its product as uncharacterized. The coding region runs from base 1 to 3114 and encodes 1037 amino acids. Gene Ontology annotation, molecular function: small GTPase binding. The transcript has 3 exons. Lineage: Eukaryota; Fungi; Ascomycota; Eurotiomycetes; Eurotiales; Trichocomaceae. The record is from RefSeq and is a predicted model, not a curated record. Gene Ontology annotation, cellular component: nuclear envelope; cytosol. Gene Ontology annotation, biological process: protein import into nucleus.